UUGUCUGGACCUGCUGACCAGUGCUUCAUUAUUUAUAUUUUUACAUUUUCUUUUUUUAUAUCUGUGCGAAUAGGUCUUUGACUGUUAUCAACUAGAACUUACACUAUUAAGAAACAUCACUGGCAAUGAAUGUAUAAAAAAUACGAUAUUUUGGUUGAAGAUUUUCGAUCUAGGGCACGCCCACCUUUCGAGGGGUCAAAUCCGGGUCAGCUUCUAUCUGCUUUGAAAAUGGCAACCGAAGAUCUAACCAAACAUGUAUCUAUGGAAGAAGUUCUCGCUAAAAUGCGGGGUGAAGUUGAACACGAAGGACACGGAGAGUCCCAUGUGUUCGUAAUUCUAGGUGCUUCAGGGGAUUUGGCAAAAAAGAAAAUUUAUCCCACACUAUGGUGGUUGUUUAGAGAUGGUUUGCUACCUCAUAAAACAUACUUUAUUGGCUAUGCAAGGACUAAACUUACAGUUGAGAAUGUUCAGAAAAACUGUUUACCUUACAUGAAGGUGAAAGAUAGUGAGACUGAGAAGCUGAAAGAAUUCUUCAAGCUAAACGAAUAUGUUGCCGGCAGCUACGACAAGACCCAAGAUUUUGUGCAAUUAAAUAAGGCCAUUGAGCAGAAGGGGAGCGCUAACAGAAUCUUCUACAUGGCUUUGCCCCCUUCUGUUUUUGAGGCAGUUACUUUAAACAUUAAAGCUGUUUGUAUGUCAAAAGGUGAUAAAUGGACCAGGAUAGUUGUUGAGAAGCCAUUUGGUAAAGAUCUCGAAAGUUCUAACCAGUUGUCACAACAUUUAUCUGCAUUGUUCAAAGAGGAAGAACUCUAUCGUAUAGAUCAUUAUUUGGGCAAAGAGAUGGUGCAGAACUUAAUGGUGUUAAGGUUUGGUAAUAGAAUCUUUAGUCCAAUCUGGAACCGUGAAAACAUUGCCAGUAUAGUCAUAUCAUUUAAAGAGCCUUUCGGAACACAAGGAAGAGGAGGCUACUUUGAUGAGUUUGGUAUACUGAGGGAUGUGAUGCAAAAUCAUCUGCUUCAGAUUUUGACACUUGUUGCCAUGGAAAAACCACCUUCAACACAUGCUGAAGAUAUACGCAAUGAAAAGGUGAAGGUUUUAAAAAGUAUACCACCGCCAGAUAUAAAAAAUGUAGUUCUAGGACAAUAUGUUGGUGAUCCUAAUGGAGAGGGUGAAGCUAAGCUCGGCUAUUUAGAUGAUCCUACAGUCCCUAAAGGUUCAAUAACACCUACAUUUGCCACUGUUGUACUUUUUGUUAAAAAUGAAAGAUGGGAUGGUGUCCCUUUUAUUCUCAGGUGUGGGAAAGCCUUGAAUGAGCGUAAAGCUGAGGUCAGAGUUCAGUUCAGGGAUGUUGCUGGAGAUAUUUUCCCAUCAGGGGAAGUCAAACGCAACGAGCUUGUGAUUCGUGUACAGCCAAGUGAGGCGAUCUACAUGAAGAUGAUGGCCAAAACACCUGGCAUGAGCAUAAACUGUGAGGAGAGUGAGCUAGAUCUGACUUAUGGCAGCCGCUAUAGGGGAGUGAACAUGCCUGAUGCUUAUGAACGCUUGAUCCUUGAUGUCUUCAUGGGGUCACAAAUACAUUUUGUCCGAUCUGAUGAGCUUUAUGAAGCGUGGCGCAUCUUCACCCCUUUAUUGCACCACAUUGAAUACAACAAACCAAAACCUAUUGAAUACGUGUAUGGCAGCCGAGGACCAAGAGAAAGCGAUGAACUGUGUCGUGAGUUUGAUUUCAGCUACACAGGAACUUAUAAGUGGCCUUACCAGGAGUCCAAAAUGUGAUGGGCACUUAGCUAGAGACACUUACUUUGGUGACACCAAUCAACUUUGAACCAAGCAACCUUAGCAGUCAACUCUUGACUGAGUGACAGAGCAGUAAAUAUUAAGCACAGUAAUUGGAUGAAUGAACCAAUAAUUGAGUUGAUGGACAAAGCUUUCAAUCACCUUAAAUGUGUACAAUUUUGUUUUGUAUAACCAAGAGAUACAAUUUUUUUGAAAGGUGAGAUUGACCCAGUGCUAUUGUAAAUGUGAAAAAAUCAGCAAUAUGUAAAAAAAAAUAAAAAAUUAUACACAUUUUUUAAAAUUUGAACUUUAAAAAAAGUUUCUUUAAAUUUUUAAAAAUUCUUUUUUAACUACUUUUUUUUUAAAACUUUUGUUGCAAACAAACACAAGACUUUGACAGCCUACCAUGAGAAUAAUUUAUUGAAAUGUUUAUAAGCCAAUAAUUUUUUUAAAGAAUUUAUAACAAAUUUAAAAAAAAAUAAUGUAAAUAAUUACCUCAGUAUAAUUUAUUCAGUUUAUGUUGCCGGUGUAUUCAUUUCAGUCUAUUUAUAUACUAGUUGUAUAUUUAUUAUUGCUACUUUUUGAAUUGCACUUAGCACAUGUAAUUCAUACAUUAAAAUAAAUGUCUGCUAAUAAUUGAAACUGCUAAAUAUUUCAUUGGACAGAUACUCAGCAUUAUUUUUUUUCCCCCAUCUAUCAAUUUUUCUCUACACUAAGCUGUUUUCUUCAGUCAGAUUCAUGUUAGAUUUCGAAGCUUCUGAACACCAAGGAUGGUAGCUGCUAAAAUAUUACUUGUUUGUCGUCUUCCAGAGAAUUUUUCUUUAAAAGUUUUUGCUUUUUUUUUUUUCAUCAUCUUUACUUCUUGUUUUUGUUUUUCUAUCUUACUCUUGAGUACAAUGAAGAAAUACAUUCUAUGCAUUAGAUCCAUUUCAAUGAAAUGUAUAUUUAUUUUACCCAACAUUAUUUAGAUUUAUGAAGAGAUCAGAAAAAAAAAAAAAGAUUUGUGUAAGCAGAUAUUUUUGGAAUGUCUUGUUUUUGUUGGUAUCACUAAAAUUCAUAAUAUAUUAUUUUUUAAAAUUCAUACUUUGUUUUUGUUCUUGUUGAUGAAAAUUGAUUGAAAUGUGGCAUCAGCCAGUCAGUCACAGGCUCCUUGUCAGAACAAGUUUAAUAAGUACCUAAUCCAUUGCUCAAACCAUCUAUAAUCUAUUUGCUUGCUUUCUGAGCAAAGAAAUUCUGUUUCCAUUCAUGUUGUAACUGGGGAUUCUGUCUAUUUGCCUAAAAAGGUGAGCUUUUCAUUUUGCCAAAACAGAAAGAUGCUUGUCUUAGAAAAAAUAAAAGUUUGGAUUCAAUUACCAAGUGAUGAUGAACCACAAAAUGAUAACAGAAAAUAAUAAUAAUAAUUUUAUUUAUAAAGCGCUGUUAACAAACAAUGGAAAAAUGAGUCAUUGGUUUUUAUUUCAGCUAAUUCAAUGUCUAUGAAAUUGGUACAAACUAAAUUUUAAAAAUGUAAUCUAUAUUGCAUUUUUUUUUUAAAAGUUGAAGCCAUUUUUCAUAAAUCUCAAUGAAGGAAAUAAUUUCCAGAGCUGUUGUUUCAAAAAAAAAAAAAAAAUUCUAGGCCAAAACAUUUUAUGAAGAAAUUGUUUUCUAGUGUUUUUAGUCAACUGUCUUACCUAGAGAAAUACAAAGAUAUUGUGGAAUCCUAAAUUAAAAUAAAGAAAAAAAAACAUUAAGUCUAUUAUGCUUUUAGUCUGAACUCAACUUCAGCCAUCUUUUGUGGUUUGUUAUAACCUAGUGGUAUUCUAUUUUAGUUUUGUGCACUAUGAUGUAGAGGUAAAAAAAAAUGAAUGUAUUCUUUGGUUUAUAUAAAAACAGCAGAAAGUAUUUCUUGUUUUAAUGGUUUUCAUGUCCAAAAAAGUCCCAGAGAUGCUUAUAGUUUCUGUUUAGAUUCAAAUGGAUUUAAUUUUGUUGAGUCAUACAAGUUUAGUCAAUAACUUUAAAAAUUGUAUUUAAUUUUAGACAAAAACCACAUUUGAUAGAGAAUUUGAAACCUGCUUUUGAUCUGAACUUUUUCAUGGAACUUACAAUAACAUUGCCUACAUCUUAGCAAGCUUUAUGUAUCAAACUGAUCACAAUCAAUUGUCAUUUUGUUUUUAUUAAUUUAAUAAUAAUUUUUUUUUGAUGAAUGAAAGUUUAUUUGGUGCUUUUUGAUGUUCCAUUCAUUCAUUAAUCAGAUCAAAUAAUUUUGUUUGCUGAGCCUCUGUGAUUCUAAUGCAGCACUUGACAUGAUACUCCAACUAGUUAUGUUCCUUUAACUUACAUUCUUUACACUAUGUUCUUUUUGUCACAUUGGUAUUUGACAUUUUAUGAAACAAAGAAUUUUUAAUAAAAAUUUUUUAAUAAA
Molecule: messenger RNA, 4177 nt
Organism: Biomphalaria glabrata
Lineage: Eukaryota; Metazoa; Mollusca; Gastropoda; Planorbidae
Product: glucose-6-phosphate 1-dehydrogenase-like
Exons: 13
Coding region: 130-1776 (548 amino acids)
Biological process (GO): pentose-phosphate shunt, oxidative branch; glucose metabolic process
Cellular component (GO): cytosol
Molecular function (GO): NADP binding; glucose-6-phosphate dehydrogenase activity
Source: RefSeq, a predicted model, not a curated record